CCUCUUUCGGUGUGUAAUGAACAGUGCCAUCCUGGUUAUGAGAAGAAAAUGAAGGAAGGGGAAAAGUUUUGUUGCUAUGAUUGUGUCCCAUGCUUAGAUGGGAAGAUAUCAAACCAGACUGAUAUGGAUGACUGUUUCAAAUGCCCAGAAGACCAGUAUGCAAACAAAAAUAAAAAUGGUUGCAUCCCCAAACUUAUAACCUUUUUAUCAUAUGCAGAACCUCUAGGGGUCACUUUGGCCUCAGCUGCAGUUUCUUUUUCACUGACCACAGCCCUGGUGCUAGGAUUGUUUAUUAAGCACAGAGAUACCCCAAUAGUCAAAGCCAACAACAGGGACCUCUCCUACACUCUCCUCAUCUCCCUCCUGCUCUGUUUUCUCUCUUCUUUGUUAUUCCUUGGCCAUCCUGGGAAAGUGAUCUGCCUCCUUCAACAAGCAGCUUUUGGCAUCAUCUUCUCAGUGGCUGUUUCUUGUGUGCUGGCCAAAACCACCAUAGUUUCUCUAGCAUUCAUGGCUACAAAGCCAGGAUCAAGAAUGAAGAAAUGGGUGGGGAGGAAAGUGUCCUAUUCAAUUGUAAUUUGCUGUUCGCUUGUUCAGAUAGCUAUUUGUACUGUGUGGUUGGCAACCUAUCCUCCAUUCCCUGAUUUAGACAUGCAUUCAGUGAAUGAAGAAAUCAUUGUACAGUGUAAUGAAGGGUCAGUCGUCAUGUUCUACUGUGUCUUAGGCUACAUGGGUCUUCUGGCCAUCACCAGCUUCAUGGUGGCAUUCCUUGCCCGCAAGCUACCUGACAGUUUUAAUGAAGCAAAAUUCAUCACCUUCAGCAUGUUGGCAUUUUGCAGUGUUUGGUUGUCCUUUAUUCCAACUUACCUGAGCACAAGAGGGAAAGGCAUGGUGGCUGUGGAGAUCUUCUCCAUCUUGGCCUCCACUGCUGGGUUACUGGGUUGUAUCUUUUGCCCAAAAUGUUACAUCAUUGUGUUGCGACCAGAACUGAAUAGCAGGGAGAAACUAAUAAGGAGAAAGUAUUAA
Messenger RNA from Zootoca vivipara (common lizard), 1023 nucleotides. RefSeq names its product vomeronasal type-2 receptor 26-like. Gene Ontology annotation, cellular component: plasma membrane. Gene Ontology annotation, biological process: G protein-coupled receptor signaling pathway. NCBI's taxonomy places the organism in Eukaryota, Metazoa, Chordata, Lepidosauria, Squamata, Lacertidae. The record is from RefSeq and is a predicted model, not a curated record. Gene Ontology annotation, molecular function: G protein-coupled receptor activity.